Molecule: messenger RNA, 765 nt
Organism: Closterium sp. Naga37s-1
Lineage: Eukaryota; Viridiplantae; Streptophyta; Zygnematophyceae; Desmidiales; Closteriaceae
Source: the annotation of a GenBank genome assembly
AUGCCAUGCGCGCGUCCCUCUCUUCCCCAGUCCCCCCUCGCUGCCACAGCUCGCUGGUAUGGUGCCCUUGGCCCACUGUCGUCAUGCGCCUUCCUCCCCUACCCCUCCCUUAUCACUCACUUGUCGCUCCAAUGUGUUUACCAUUCGUUCGUUUGUUCGUUCGCCCCGAUUGCUUUCUUCGACGUGCUUUCUUGCCGGACGUUGGUUUCACCUGCUCUUGCUCUCUGCCACCUGCUCUUGCUCUCACUGCCACUCGGUCUUGUGCUCUCUGCCGCUGUGCCUGGUUGCUCCUCGUGCAGAGCCAGCAGAGGGCGGCAGUGGGAUGACGCACGGCGGGCAACACUGCUGCUGCGCGCCCUGCUGACCACUGCUCGCCUCUCCGGGAGCAGAGCGGACUCAAGGAGGCACACAAGCGCGGGGCAGGGAGCGCAGGGAGCGCAUGCAAGGGGAGCACGCCUGCAUGCUCCUUCGACCCUCUUCAAUCCGGCUAAGCAAUCUCACUCAAUUCGCACUGUCCACGCACCACACACUCGCUCGCACUCGUGCCUUCCACUGCUUGCUUGCACUCUCGCCCUCCUCCUCCUCUCGCCGCUCUCACAGGCGGCACCAAGGGACCCUCCCCAGGUGUGUGACAGCAGCAUCCCUCUGCCUGCUUCCCUCUGCCUGCUUCCCUCUGCCAGCACACCUACAGGCCGGCAGCAGCAGAAAGCAUGGAGGAGCAGUGGAAGCAGCGUGGGCGAGCGGGAGAGGCGAGUGGUGGGAUGA